AUGGCUGCCGUAGGGAUCUUCUGUGAACGAGAUCGACAUUUGUCUGGCGCCACCAAUGGGCUCGCAGGACUGCUUUAUUCGGGUGAUUUCACGCUACUCGGUGUUCAGCUUCUUUGUACUUUAACAGUUUUAGUCUACAGUGCCACAUUUGGUCUACUGGCCCUUGUUCUAAUCAGUAAGAGCCCGCUUGGAUUGCGUGUCACUGACUAUGAAGAACAGAUCGGUGCCGACGUUAUCGAACAUGGAUUGGCUGGAACGAAUGUGGCCAGAUAUUCUGGCGCCACCAAUGGGCUCGCAGGACUGCUUUAUUCGGGUGAUUUCACGCUACUCGGUGUUCAGCUUCUUUGUACUUUAACAGUUUUAGUCUACAGUGCCACAUUUGGUCUACUGGCCCUUGUUCUAAUCAGUAAGAGCCCGCUUGGAUUGCGUGUCACUGACUAUGAAGAACAGAUCGGUGCCGACGUUAUCGAACAUGGAUUGGCUGGAACGAAUGUGGCCAGAUAUGUGCUUGAAAAGCCGCUCAGCACAAGAACAUUCCAAACGGUAACGAAGGCGAUUACAAAGUGGAAAAUGCUGGCUAAAACGAAAAGCCGUUCGAAACGUAUGGAGCAAGCGCGACAAAAACGGCUCACCGAGGAUCAGGCUUUCACCGCGACCGAUAACACAGCAGUCAGUGGAGCUAACGGAGUUCCUCUCACAGGAAACGGAGCUGUGCAUCGCCGGAAAACAUCGGUAAGUGUCGCGGAGGUGGCCGCAGCCAUGAGUCCACGAGCGAACGGUGUCCGACCUUCUCCGUAUGACGUCGACGUCGAAGCACAAGCACACGCACCACAAUCGGCAAGCCUACGACGUACCAGUGACUCCUCAGCGCUAGAACGACCAGCAUCGUCCAGCAAGAGCACAAGAGGGAACUCCCCUCGACGGACUGAGUCUCUCGGGGGUGAACCUAGUUCGCAGCUUUCCCGGGCGUCGACCACCAACGCUGGUUCUGAACCACGGCCUGGUGAUCGUCCAGUGACUGCUAGUCAUAUCGCCAUGACCGUCACUCCGUCCAGGCCCAACCCUGUUGGAAAAUUCGUUCGAUCGCCGCUAGCUCGUGCUCUCACACCACCCGAAGACAUUAGCCUCGACAGCGAAGAAGAGACGUCGGGAUCGUCAGGACCAUUGAGCAGAAAUAACAAAGUCGCUCCUCAGUAA
Ostertagia ostertagi is the source of this 1197-nucleotide messenger RNA. Lineage: Eukaryota; Metazoa; Nematoda; Chromadorea; Rhabditida; Trichostrongylidae. The record is from the annotation of a GenBank genome assembly.